GUCCCGACGGUGAUGCGCUGCUCCACAACCAUCACCGGAGCUGUAGCGCCGCGCGUGGCUGCCAAGCGGUCCUUUUCAUGGGUCAGAGCAUCCUUCUAGUCCGGUUUGAUGAUCGAGCCUGAGACGGACCAGAUGCCAUAUCGAAUGUAAAGCAGUCCAGAAUCGUCUUCAGUGAUCUUUCUUCUGAGUAUUUAGGUUUUUAUUUGAACAAUUUUCUCAAAUUGGUGCGAUGGUCCGCGCCAGCAGUGAAAUGACAGGCCGAUGUGUGCCGAGCGGCCAGACGCUCCGUCGGUACACCUAGCAGGUUUCUAUAGGGCGUGCCGAUAGGUGUGGGUGCUAGAGGUCAAAGGAGGAGCUGCCUUCAUCCCUGACCCCUGACCCCAGGCUAGGGAGGAAGACAGACGCCGUGAUGACCACACUACACAGGAGUAGGACAGCAGCCAAAUUUGUUUCUUAAGUAUAAGGUCCUGAACCCUUCCUAGACCCAGACAGAGAGACUGAACUGAGAGAGGCGGAAGCUGCCAGAACCAUGACUCACCUUCACACAGGCCUGAGUCCUGACAGCCUGGAGAAGGCCCGUCUGGAGCUGAACGAGAACCCGGACACGCUGCACCAGGACAUCCAGCAGGUCAGAGACAUGAUUGUCACCAGGCCAGACAUCGGCUUCCUCAGGACCGACGAUGACUUCAUCCUGCGCUUUCUGCGAGCCAGGAAGUUCAACCAGGCCGAGACGUUUCGCCUGCUGGCCCAGUACUUCCAGUUCCGGCAGCAGAACCUGGACAUGUUCCAGAGCUUCAAGGUGGACGACCCAGGGAUCAAGCGGGCCCUGAUGGAUGGGUUUCCAGGAGUUCUGGAGACGCCUGACCAGCACGGACGCAAGAUCCUCAUCCUGUUUGCCUCUAACUGGGACCAGGGCAGGAACUCGUUCACAGACAUCCUACGGGCUAUCCUGCUGUCUCUGGAGGUGCUGAUAGAGAACCCAGAGCUGCAGAUCAACGGCUUCAUCCUCAUCAUCGACUGGAGUAACUUCUCCUUCAAACAGGCCUCCAAGCUCACACCCAACAUCCUCAAACUGGCCAUCGAAGGCCUACAGGACAGCUUUCCUGCCCGCUUUGGAGGCAUCCACUUUGUGAACCAGCCGUGGUACAUCCAUGCCAUGUACACCAUCAUUAAGCCCUUCCUCAAGGACAAGACCAGGAAACGAAUCUUUCUCCAUGGUAACAACCUGAACACUCUGCACCAGAUCCUGCAGCCAGACUGCCUGCCAUCAGAGUUUGGUGGGACACUUCCUCCCUAUGACAUGGGCAUCUGGGCACGCUCGCUACUGGGGCCCGACUACCAUGACGAGACCGAGUACACCCUCACCUAUGAUGCAUUGCAUGUCCGAGAGAACUACCCUGGAGGAGGAGAGAAGGAGCAGAUGAAGAGGUCCCAGUCCGCUGUGGAGCCAGGGACACUAAGACAACAGGACAGAGACAACACUGCACAGCCUCUUCUGGCCCUGGACUGAUAUGUAUCACAUACACAAUAACGAAGCUGGAAUAUCACACGCUUUCACACACACACACCACACAUCUCAGCCUUGACUGUUCAGACCUUUGCCAGGUGACU
Messenger RNA from Osmerus eperlanus (European smelt), 1611 nucleotides. RefSeq names its product clavesin-1-like. The record is from RefSeq and is a predicted model, not a curated record. Gene Ontology annotation, biological process: lysosome organization. The transcript is spliced from 6 exons. Gene Ontology annotation, cellular component: trans-Golgi network; endosome; clathrin-coated vesicle. Gene Ontology annotation, molecular function: phosphatidylinositol bisphosphate binding. Bases 530 to 1510 code for a protein of 326 amino acids. NCBI's taxonomy places the organism in Eukaryota, Metazoa, Chordata, Actinopteri, Osmeriformes, Osmeridae.